UUUGACAAACAAACCUAAGAAAUUUGACAAGUAAAAUAUAUUACAGCAAAAUAACAAGAAAAUAAUGAAAUAUCGCAAAAUAUUAAUAAGAUAUAAUUAUUUUUAAUUCAUUUAUAAGUGAACGAUACUAAAAAUAACUCUAAUUUGAAGAAAAACAGAUAACAUCGAAGAAUUUUGUUAAAAUGGCUCUCAACUUUGUUCGUCAAUUUGUUAGGCCAGCUGGGGCCCUGGGAGUAAAUAAAUGCAAUAAUAUUAACAAUAUUCCAUACAGAUAUUUGACUAUAACUGAACCAACUCGGUUGGGCAUGAUACCCAUUGUAGUUGAACAAACAGGGCGCGGUGAGAGGGCCUACGACAUCUACUCAAGGCUUCUAAGAGAACGAAUAAUCUGCCUCAUGGGCCCUAUAAAUGACGAAAUUAGCUCUUUAGUGGUCGCACAACUUCUAUUUCUGCAAUCUGAAUCUAGUAAAAAGCCUGUACAUUUGUAUAUUAAUUCUCCAGGAGGUAAUGUAACAUCAGGUCUUGGUAUAUAUGACACAAUGCAGUACAUUACACCUCCAGUGGCAACAUGGUGCGUAGGGCAAGCUUGCAGUAUGGCGUCGCUGUUAUUAGCUGCUGGAGCUCCAGGUAUGAGACAUGCUCUUCCUAACUCCCGUAUAAUGAUCCAUCAACCAUCUGGAGGUGUGAGAGGUCAGGCAACAGAUAUACAAAUACAAGCAGAAGAGAUAUUGAAAUUAAAAUCACAGAUAAAUACACUUUAUGUCAGGCAUACUGGAUUAGAAAAAGAAAAAGUGCAGACAUCGAUGGAACGUGAUUAUUUUAUGUCACCAACUGAGGCAAAGGCAUUUGGACUAAUUGACAAUGUUCUAGAACACCCUCCUUCCCAUGCCAUGGAGAAGGAAUGUGCUACAUCUGGUGGCAGCACACCGGCUGCAAGUAAUUGAUCUUACCUAAUAUAUGUGACACAUGUAAUAAUGUAAACACUUGUUAUGUUGAAAUAAAGACUGUAUAUUUUGGGUA
Molecule: messenger RNA, 1020 nt
Organism: Plodia interpunctella (Indianmeal moth)
Lineage: Eukaryota; Metazoa; Arthropoda; Insecta; Lepidoptera; Pyralidae
Gene: ClpP
Product: Caseinolytic protease proteolytic subunit
Exons: 1
Coding region: 183-944 (253 amino acids)
Biological process (GO): protein quality control for misfolded or incompletely synthesized proteins
Cellular component (GO): endopeptidase Clp complex
Molecular function (GO): serine-type endopeptidase activity; ATP-dependent peptidase activity; ATPase binding
Source: RefSeq, a predicted model, not a curated record